Pyricularia oryzae 70-15 is the source of this 342-nucleotide messenger RNA. RefSeq lists its product as uncharacterized. Bases 1 to 342 code for a protein of 113 amino acids. Lineage: Eukaryota; Fungi; Ascomycota; Sordariomycetes; Magnaporthales; Pyriculariaceae. The record is from RefSeq and is a predicted model, not a curated record. The transcript has a single exon.
AUGCGCCCGCGGCCAAGCCGCCAGAAGAAGCGGAAGAAUCAGCAGCAGGAACAGCAGGACGCUUCCUCCACCUCAGACACACUGCUAUUUCAGAGCAGUCCCCAAGAUCUUGAUCAGCAGCAGCAGCAUGAGGUCACUUUAAACCUUUACCAGCCGCUGACCCCUCGCAGCAACGGCCAGUAUUUUGAUGAGGAGCAGGAGGCCGCUUUCGAUUUUUACGAGCUGACCCCUCAGAGCAACGAUCAGUAUUUGCAUCAGCAACAGGAGGCCAUUUUCGAAUAUUGCGGGGUGAUCACAUUUCCCAACAGCGGAUAUCUCGACCCCGAAUUGGCCUUGUGCUGA